Lutzomyia longipalpis is the source of this 3220-nucleotide messenger RNA. Its product is annotated as zinc finger protein Xfin-like. The transcript has 5 exons. Lineage: Eukaryota; Metazoa; Arthropoda; Insecta; Diptera; Psychodidae. Gene Ontology annotation, molecular function: zinc ion binding. The record is from RefSeq and is a predicted model, not a curated record. The coding region runs from base 71 to 1528 and encodes 485 amino acids. Gene Ontology annotation, cellular component: nucleus.
UGUCAGCUGAUUUUUGUUUACAUUAUGCUCCGGUUUUGCGUUUUGCAGCAUAAUUUUGCUAGUUUGGAAAAUGAGUGAAAUUAACAAUUUUCCGCGGGAUAUUUGUCGAAUUUGCGAGGAUACAAAGUUCCUGAUUAAUAUUAUGUUGCCGGAGAAUCAACAUCUCUACAGGAAGCUCAGUGAAAUUGAAGGAAUUCAACUUGAUCAAGAUCAUGAAAACUAUGAAAAGUUCCACACAGUCUACAAAUUUAUUUGCACAGCCUGUGAAAAUAAUCUGGAAGGAAUGUACGAGUUCUGGAGUCAAUGCAUAAAUACUCGCAAAAAAUUAACUGAAUUGCAAUUUGGAAAAAUUCAGGGGAAAGAUGAGAAAGGAUUUGAGAUGGAAGUUGAUGUUAAAACAGAAGAUCCCUUUGAAGCCAUUGAACCCAUUGAGGCGAUCUCUCCAAGUGAUCCAUUGUCCUCUACCACGAUGCCAAUCGAUCCAAUUGACAUAAAGGAUGAAGAAGAGGAUGUUGAUGAAUACGAAGACUACCAAGUUCAAAGCUUCCCCGAGGAAGAACACAGAGAAUUCAUUGAGAUUCUCCAAAGCCAUCAUAUUUAUGAGAUGGACAUAGGCAUCCUUCCAACGAAGCAGUCUCCUGCUAAGAAGUUUCCAUGUCCGUACUGUGAAAAGUCAUUUAAUAAGAAAAUGACCCUAGAUCGACACAGGGUGACUCAUCAACAGGAUAAACAUCUCUGUGUUCAAUGUGAAAUGCGAUGCGAAGACAGGAAAAGUCUAAUCCGGCACAUACUGUGGGAUCAUGAAAAGCUGCGAAAGCAUUACUGCCAGAAAUGUAAUAGGAUGUUUGCAAGUGAGGACAUCCUGAAAACUCACAUGGCUACCCAUAUUACCCCCAAACGCUACAAACACACCUGUCCGGUUUGCACCAAAACAUUCGUACGUUUGGGUAUCCUUGAAGAUCACAUAAAGGCACACAAAUCCCAAGGAGUGGAUGUUGAAGGAGAAAUUCUGAGAUUAGCCAGGAAGGCUCAAAUGGAAUUCGUGCCAGAGAGUCAACGUCGUAAAAUGUGUGAUAAAUGCGGUGAGAUGUACACCGAUCCCAAAGCCUACAGACGUAAGAAGAAUCCAACAAGUGAGGAAAUUGCUUGUUGCGUGUGUCUGGAGAAGUUCAAGAGCCUCGAUGAUCUGAAAAGUCAUCUGGAUGUUCACAUGACCAGUAAACCCUUCAAGUGCGAUCUGUGCCACAAGGAGUUUAAGCAUAAGCACAAAAUGGGCUAUCACAGGCUAAUACAUACCGGGAACAAGCAGUUUCUAUGUGGAUACUGCGAAUAUGGCUUCACACGGAGUUUCGAACUAACAAAUCACCUAAAACUCUGUCAUGCUGAUCAAAUUCCAAACGAUAGUGAGAAUGACUCUACAGAUGACUCAACAACGGAAUCUUCCGUGAAGGAUACUACCGAUACUCUUGAAGAGGCUGAAAAUGGUUCUGCUGAGAAAUCUGCUUCAUUUCUCCAAAUUGAAGAUUAAAUUCAAACAAAACGCGUCAAGUUUUAAAUUUUUGAUCUCAAAGAAUGAUCCUAAAAAAAAUCAAAAUCGGAACUCUGUGCCCGAAAACGAAAUGCCAACAAAUUGAUUUAAUUAACUUUGAUCGUUUUGGUUCAAUGAAUUAUUAAAUUUUAAUUAAUUAAGGGUCAAACAAGUUAAUGAACUCAGAUAAAGCUUUAAAAGUACGUACAAAAGAGAAAAUACUUAAGUUAUAAGACCCCUCCCAUCACCCAAACCCAUUGAACAAAAUCUCGAAUAAAUCCCAUUUAUGUACAUAAUGAUAAUGAUUAAGUAUCUCAAUGUUGUAUUCCUACAAAUAUGCAACUGUAGCUGCUUUAUUCUUCAGUACAUUUUGGAAUACGUGGCCGUUCAAGUCGAUUAAAUUAAAAGCAAAAAAAAAUGUCUUUUACUUUUGAAAAAUUACUUAACGAGGAUUUAGUGAAGAAAGCUGAAUACUUUGAUACGCAGGAUUUCGUUCGUGUCCAUCAUUCACGUCGUCCGGAUGUUGAUCUCUCGGCAAAGUGGGGCCAUCAGCCCUUUUUCCUGCCAUCCCGACAUGUGGACAGUGUGGAGAAAAUUGAGGGCUUUGAGGUUCGUCAUGAAGAUGUCUACGUUCUGGGUUUCCCUAAAACCGGAACAACAUGGACACAGGAAAUGGUUUAUCAAAUUUGCAAUGAUUUAAUCUUUGAGAGGGAAAAGUGUGCCGAACUCUAUGAAAGAUCUCCAUACCUUGAAUGGGGAUCAAUUUUUAGUUUCAAAAAUAACACGGAAAAUAUGAAAAGUAUCGCAAAAUUGCCCUCUCCGCGCGUUAUUAAAUCACAUCUCGCCGCACCUCUGCUUCCAAAGGGAAUGUGGACGGUCAAGCCUAAAAUUGUCUAUGUUGGAAGGAACAUUAAGGACACGGCAAUUUCCUACUAUCAUCUCUACAGAAACGUUUUUGGCUACAAAAAAACUUUAGAGGACUUUUUGGAAGCUUUCCUUGAAGAUGCUAUUAUCUUUGGUCCUCUUGAUGCUCAUAUGAGUGAUUUUUGGAACAUGAAGGAUGAGGAAAAUAUUUUUUUCAUCACCUAUGAAGAUCUGAAACGAGAUCUUCCUGGAAUGAUUCGAAAGACUUCGAGUUUUCUUGGGAAGUCUCUCACUGAUCAGCAAGUAAAAAGUCUCGCGGAUCAUCUUUCCUUUGGGAAUAUGGCCAACAAUGAAUCCGUUAACUUUGACGGUCGUCUCGACGCUCUAUCGACUCUUACCAAAGCAGACAGAGAUUCCACCUUCAAGUUUAUGAGAAAGGGGAAAAUUGGCUCAUUCCGUGAAGAAAUGACUCCGGAAAUGAUCUCUAAAUACGAUAAAUGGAUCAAAGAGAGAAAUGCGGAGUUCAAAAGAGAUCCCGAAUUGCUGAAUAUUUUAUUGGCACAAAAAUGAAUAGUUUUGCAAACGUUUAAUUAAAGAAAUAAGAAAUAUUUUAUUAUUCUAAUUAUUUUUUCUGUAAGUUAAAAAAAAAUGUUUUUCGAUUUUGGUCUUCAGAAAAAUUAUAGAAAUUCAAGAAUAAUUACAAUGAUUAAAAAAAAUUCUGCGAUGUUUAGCGAUAAGAAAAUGAUAAGAAAUAUAAUUUGUGUUAUUGUUUACUUAGCAAAUUUAUUCAAAAAAAUAUCUUGAGAAUAAAAUCGUGUACAGAAUCAA